AUGCCGAAGCUUCUACAUGUCCUGGACUCCGAGGUCGAGGUGGCAAUAGCGGCCCCUGAGCAAGCUUCACCGAUGGCAACGUCAAUAAGUGGAACAACAGUUCAGAGUAUUCCUGCCGACUCUCCGAGGCCGUCCAGUUUUGUUAACCCGCAUGGUGAGAUGAGCGCAGAUUGGUGGGACGAAAGGCGAGAUACUGUGAAGGUCCCUCUAGAGCGACUCUGGCUAAGCCCUGACCAGAAAUCAGCUCUCCAGGGGCUGUACACAGCUCAACAGGUGUACCGCCGUACCUUCUCCACCACCACCGCUGGCCAAGAUGACGCACGUAACCUCCUAUCUCGCCAUUCGUUGAACAUUGAAAGUCGGGGCCAGCUCGAGAGUCGUUGGACCACGGUGUGGAGUACGAAGUGGAGAACCCGUGCUGGCGACGUUCAUCGAGUGCUCGUUCAGUGCGCCUGUGGAUACAACACUGCAGCUAGGCAACAGCGUGUUACCGUGCAGCAGAAGAAAACAAACCCACAAGAUCCUUGGUCACGACACGCUCCAUACGACUUUACGGGUUGCUUGGCUCAUGCAGACGUCACAUACUCGGAUCAAAAUGUCGUUACUCGUGUUGUUGGUAUUCUCGAUCAUAACGACGAGUGUCGAGAAGCAUGUCUUGUACGAUAUCCAGCUGUUCCUCUCCAUCCUCACGUUCUUGAAGUGGCACUUGCACAGCUUGCAAGUGGCGCGAGGAUUCGAGCGGUGCGUAAACGGAAUACGGAACUUUUCGAACAACAAGCCUAUCGAGACCAGAAGACUACAGAUCCACUUCGAGCCAACUACCGCUACGAAUUACUCAAGUCCGACUACUGCCGACUUCAUCGCCGACAUCACCAAACGAAAGGGAUCGAUGUUGAGAAUCUACCACAGUAUAAUAUCGAUGAGUGGCUGCAGCCUGGUCACCCGAACUUCAAACACGCUAUUUACGAAGCCGUCUUUCAUUAUGCUCGACGUACAGAGAAGAGCGAGCGCUUUCAGAUGAUUCUUGACGGCACCUUCGGUGUCUCAACUUCUCGACUUCUCCUAUUCAUUGCAAUGGGUAUCGAUGAAGAGCGCAAGGGGGUACCUAUUGCGUUGUUCCUCUUCUCCGCUCCCACGGGAAAUCGAGCUACGCAUGCGGGCUACGAUACGAAGAUUCUGACUGAGCUGUUGACCCACUGGAAGCAGUGGAUGACAAAACGAAAAUCUGCGGCAGGGCGAACAUUCGGACCAGGAACAGUCAUCACAGACACAGACACCAAGGAGCGUGGUGCAUUGAGUAUAGUCUGGCCAAACAUUAUUCUCCUUCUUUGCAAGUUUCAUCUUCGGCAAUGUUGGACGAACAAGAGAACGACACUGUUGGGUAAACGAGAGGAGUCGUUCUGGAAGACGAACGUGAAUAGUCGUCUUCGUGACCUCGAGAAUGCUCUUAUACAAACCACGGAUCAUAACUGCGCCCAAGGCCUAAUCGACUCGGAGCGCAACUACCUACGAAUUCUUCAGGCUCAGUCAGAUAGUUCGCCCUUUGGUGCCGCCGGUAUCAUCUUUCUAGAUUACUUGACCAGCACCUGGAUGAGCGAGGACCUAUGGAAAAGCUGGUCUCAGCGGGGACGAAAUGACGCUGCUACUCGUCUCGGCGUCCCUGUUGACGGCAUUCUUCCUACCACCAACCAUCUCGAAUCAUUCAACGGCGUACUGAAGAAUGAUGAUCUCCCAGAGCUUCAACGUGCAGGUCGACGACUUCGUUUCGACGUGCUCAUCUUCUAUCUGAUCACGAAAAUCCUUCCACGCAUCUUCGCCCAACUUCGCGUUGACCGUCACUACCUCGAGUGGCGGCGAAAGCGAUUUACUCUCGCCACUGGAGGUGCUACAAUUCCUGACCACAACACUCAUUUGCCCGCCACCCCUUUCGCCUGGUUUUCUGAUGACGAGAGAAGAGAAGCCGAUGCCGUUAUAAUCAGCCACUCUCGUCGUCUUUGUCCUAUACCAAGUAAUAUGCCUUAUGAGCUGUGGGCUACCUGUGCCACAUCGUCUGCUGAUGUAACGUCAUCGGGGUAUCCGCGCUACUGGCUUUCGAUGCACGCAUCUGGGGCUGCGACGUGCAGCUGUCCAGACUGGUUGCAGAGAGGCGGUGCUUGCAAGCAUCUCCGUGCAUUCCGUCUGGUCAUUAAGUACUGGACGAGCACUGGACAGGUUCCCGACUGCUACUUAUUCCCCGCCACCCGCGACGAUGCUCUCGAUACUGAGGCUAAAAACAAAGCGUGGUAUGGCGAUAAUUUCGCCCACACCAUCACUGCGGCAUUAUCCCUUAUCGUUUGGCCCACGGGUUGCUCUACUCCGACCCCACCGCCGAACAUGAUCGUUUGUAGACCCCUUGACAUGCCAAAUACCAUCACUCUUCCUCCACCAAAUCUUCCCCCGACCGAAAUACUAUCGUCUAUGGAUGCUGAGGCUGAGCUCGAAAAUUUGCUUUCAGAAGAGGCGGAUACAAAGGAAGACGCGAAAGGGAUAGUAGAUAAAGUCGGCGACCAGGAAAGCGAGAAUUGGGAGGCCACAGCCGAAUCCUCGAAUCGACGUGCGAUAGCUACCCAGAUCCAAAACCGGGUAGAUCAUGAAGUUGCGCAGUUGCUACCUAAGCUUCAUGGACUGGCGUCCUUGAUAGGUGAUGCAGUGAGCUUGAAAUCAUCGUUGAACCUCUUAGAGCUUCAUGAGGUUUUACAAAACCUCAGCGACGAUGUCGGCAAGCAUUUGAAGGGGGAUGAUUCAUACGGCAGUAUUGGAGGGUCCAUUGCACAUCUCGCAGAGAGUGCACAAAAUGGCGGCCCUCACUAUUCACCUCCUAAAACACCACCACGCUUUGGGGUCAAGCGGGAUCGCGAGAUGGACAGCGGGGAACAAUCCAUACUCUUGCAGCCAUCGCCGGAAGCGAAGCAAAGGCCGAUAUAUGGGCCUGGUCUCGUCAUAACAUCCUUUCGAAGCUUCCCAGUCCUGCCCGAAAACUAUUCGCCAACUCUGGCAGACGUCAAGUACAAAAUCCCUUCAAUGAUUCCAUUCAACUUCCAAAUAAGGCAGACAAAACAGAACAACAGCACGCCAUGGAUGUUCCCUAUAUCACCUCUUCGUAAACGCUUCCCAACUCACCCGCGUCUACCACCUCGAACACAGCUUAGGUCACGGCCGCAUCCGCAUCUCCGUCCUCUUCCGCCCCGUCGCCGCCAAACUCCCGCUCGACCUCCGCGGCUCAACACCGGAACACUCCACCUCCGGGACGUCAGCGUGCGCACUGACGGGUCUGAGAAAGACUUGAAAAAGUGUGAGCUCCGUCUGAAAACGACUAUGACCUCGACGGAACAGAAGGUCGCGAGGCAUGCUGUCGACGUCAGGUGGGAUGGGGAGAUUGUGUGGAUGAAGGAAGAGGCGGAGACGGUGUUGCCUGUGAGGCAGACAUAUAGCGCUGCAUUGGUCGUUGCGUUCAAGCAUGGUGGGAUCACGAAGGGGAAACAUGCGCUCGGGGUGACCGUGCUUUGGUUGCGCGAUAUAGUGGAUCGGGAGGAGAGGAAGAUCAAGAUCCCGCUUUGGAGGGAGAAGUUCAAGAGAAUUGGGACGAUCACGUUGGAUGCACAGUUUUUGUCUGGGAUACCGGAGGCGCAUAGGGGGAUGUUAAUGAGUGAAAACGCGACCGCGCAGGAUAGAUGGGAUGAGGACGAGGUGGUGAGGAGACAUGGAGGGUGGGACGAGUCUGAGGUUGGGGAGUUGCAGGUCGCGACGCCACAGAAGGUGGAAACGCCACAGCUGAUGCCAGUGGGGACGCCCAUGGAGGAGAAGGAAAACGAUUCAGCAACAGCAAAAUGUCAGCUUGACGGUGAGGCGAGCCAUAUGAAUGGCGGUCAAGGAGAACAGACACCACCCGGUCGUUCGCCGAUGCAGAAAAGCCAGUCCACCAACGAUUGGUCUAAUAACCCCACCACAGGUCACUCACCCGUGAUGAGACGCGAAACUAGAGUCUACUCUCACAAGGGACGAAUGACUCGUCGAACGUGGCUGACACGGGAUGACGGACGGAGAGCAGUAACGGUAACGGUGCAAAUCAACAUCAGAAGGAUAAAGAAUAAAGGAUAA
This is a messenger RNA of Stereum hirsutum FP-91666 SS1, 4137 nucleotides long. RefSeq lists its product as uncharacterized. The transcript has 14 exons. NCBI's taxonomy places the organism in Eukaryota, Fungi, Basidiomycota, Agaricomycetes, Russulales, Stereaceae. Gene Ontology annotation, molecular function: zinc ion binding. The record is from RefSeq and is a predicted model, not a curated record. Bases 1 to 4137 code for a protein of 1378 amino acids.